ACAUGAGGCUGGAAAUCCAAGAAGAGGGAAACGUGUGGUCAGAGUUUCAAGGAGAGUGACUGCCUCAGCGCCGAGUGCCUCAGUGGCUUCUCCACAUCCCCCUGAGUCCCUGAGUCCCUGAAGCUGGAGAAUCCCAUCAAGGAGAGGAGCCCUAUGAGGAAUUCACAUUCUGGGUGUUUUUCACGUCUGACAGAGCCCAGGAACCAUGAAUUCGAGUGAAUUCCGCAGGAGAGGGAAGGAGAUGGUGGAUUAUGUGGCCAACUACCUGGAAGGCAUUGAGGGACGCCAGGUCUACCCUGAUGUGGAGCCUGGCUACCUGCGGCCGCUGAUCCCUGCUGCUGCCCCCCAGGAGCCAGACACCUUCGAGGACAUCAUUAACGACAUUGAGAAGAUAAUCAUGCCAGGGGUGACGCACUGGCACAGCCCCUACUUCUUCGCCUACUUCCCCACAGCCAGCUCGUACCCGGCCAUGCUUGCAGACAUGCUGUGUGGGGCCAUCGGCUGUAUUGGCUUCUCCUGGGCCGCAAGCCCAGCAUGUACAGAACUGGAGACUGUGAUGAUGGACUGGCUUGGGAAGAUGCUGGAGCUACCAGAGGCCUUUUUGGCUGUGAAAGCCGGAGAAGGGGGAGGAGUGAUCCAGGGAAGUGCCAGCGAAGCCACCCUGAUGGCCCUGCUGGCUGCUCGGACCAAAGUGAUCCAUCGGCUACAGGCAGAGUCCCCAGAGCUGACACAGGCUGCCAUCAUGGAGAACCUGGUGGCUUACUCAUCCGAUCAGGCACACUCCUCAGUGGAAAGAGCUGGGUUAAUUGGUGGAGUGAAGUUAAAAGCCAUCCCCUCAGAUGGCAACUUUGCCAUGCGUGGGUCUGCCCUGCAGGAAGCCCUGGAGAGAGACAAGGCGGCUGGCCUGAUUCCAUUCUUUGUGGCUGCCACCCUGGGGACCACAACGUGCUGCUCCUUUGACAAUCUCUUGGAAGUAGGUCCUAUCUGCAACAAGGAAGACUUGUGGCUGCACAUCGAUGCGGCCUAUGCAGGCAGCGCGUUCAUCUGCCCUGAGUUCCGGCACCUUCUGAAUGGAGUGGAGUUUGCAGAUUCAUUCAACUUUAAUCCCCACAAAUGGCUGUUGGUGAAUUUUGACUGCUCUGCCAUGUGGGUGAAAAAGAGAGCAGACUUAGCAAAUGCCUUUAGACUGGAUCCCACUUACCUGAAGCACAGCCAUCAGGAUUCAGGAUUUAUCACUGACUACCGGCACUGGCAGAUACCACUGGGCCGAAGAUUUCGCUCUUUGAAAAUGUGGUUUGUAUUUAGGAUGUACGGGGUCAAAGGACUGCAGGCUUAUAUCCGCAAGCACGUCCAGCUGUCCCAUGAGUUUGAGUCCCUGGUGCGCCAGGAUCCCCGCUUUGAAAUCUGUGCGGAAGUCACUCUGGGGCUUGUCUGCUUUCGGCUAAAGGGUUCCAACAAAGUGAAUGAAGCUCUUCUGCAAAGAAUAAACAAUGCCAAAAAAAUCCACUUGGUUCCAUGUCAUCUCAGGGACAAGUUUGUCCUGCGCUUUGCCAUCUGCUCUCGCACCGUGGAAUCUGUUCACGUGCAGGUGGCCUGGGAGCACAUCAAAGAGAUGGCGGCCGACGUUCUGCAAGCGGAGAGAAAGUAGAAGCGAAGCCAGCUGCAGGAAUCAAAGUUUAAGAGAGAUAUAUCUGAAAACUAGAAGAAGAAGAAAAUAAAUAACAUCCUGGCUUCAUGGAACUGAGUCUGUCUGUGGCUUCCUGUGGCUUUCUCCAAAGUCAUCCAGAGGCUGGUGAUUUUGUCUGCUUAGUGUCUCAUCAAUGAAGACAUAUUAUUUGCUAUAUAAAAAGUCAAUCUUAGAGGCUAUAGCUUUUAUUCAUUAUUUGGCUGUGAUUUUUGUUGAUUAAAACAUUAUAGAUUGUCAUGUUCUUGCAGCCAUCAGAAGUGGCAUGAAAGCCUCACUGAUAUGUUUUCCAAGGCAAUCUAUGUUCUUGCAACUUGAAAUUAUAUCUGUGGUCUUUAAAUUGUCUUUUGUCAUGUGGCUAAAUGCUUAAUAAACAAUUCAAGUGAAAUGCUAA
Callithrix jacchus (white-tufted-ear marmoset) is the source of this 2078-nucleotide messenger RNA. RefSeq names its product dopa decarboxylase (gene DDC). Gene Ontology annotation, cellular component: cytoplasm. Gene Ontology annotation, molecular function: pyridoxal phosphate binding; aromatic-L-amino-acid decarboxylase activity. Lineage: Eukaryota; Metazoa; Chordata; Mammalia; Primates; Cebidae. The record is from RefSeq and is a predicted model, not a curated record. Gene Ontology annotation, biological process: serotonin biosynthetic process; amino acid metabolic process; catecholamine metabolic process.